CGCCUCCCCCAGCCACGUCGCGAAUCACUCGCCAUUUUCCCCCGCAUCGCAGCGACCUACAGCGACUCAAUUCCUCUAUUUUUUGCCUUCCCAAAACUAAAAACCCCCAUUUCCUAUUAGAGGAGAUAUUACAUACCUGAAGGGAUUGUCUGAGUUCGUCUUAUUUUUGCUGCAGCUCCCCGCAACAUGAAUAUUUUCAGGCUAACCGGCGAUCUCUCCCACUUAGCAGCCAUCAUCAUCCUGCUGCUAAAAAUAUGGAAAACCAGGUCGUGUGCGGGAAUUUCUGGAAAGAGUCAGGUCUUAUUUGCUUUGGUCUUCACAACUCGCUACUUGGACUUGCUCACAUCCUUCAUCUCCCUCUACAACACAACCAUGAAGGUGGUCUACAUUGGAUGCGCAUAUGCCACCGUGUACCUGAUCUACAUGAAGUUCAAAGCAACUUAUGAUGGAAACCACGACACAUUCCGGGUGGAGUUUCUCGUCGUUCCUGUGGGCGGCCUUGCUUUUCUGGUUAACCACGACUUCUCUCCCUUGGAGAUCCUGUGGACUUUCUCCAUUUACUUGGAGUCUGUGGCCAUCCUGCCACAGCUCUUCAUGAUCAGCAAGACGGGCGAGGCUGAGACCAUCACCACACACUACCUGUUCUUCUUGGGCCUGUACAGAGCACUCUACCUGAUCAACUGGAUAUGGAGGUUCUACUUUGAGGGAUUCUUCGACAUGAUUGCCAUUGUUGCAGGGGUGGUGCAGACCAUCCUUUACUGCGACUUCUUCUACUUGUAUGUAACAAAAGUUCUCAAAGGAAAGAAACUGAGUCUGCCUGCUUAAGUGCCAAAGAGAAGCGUAUUGGCAGAAGAAGGGGACUGGCCGGGAGGAGGAGACGCUUUGGACACCUGUGAUAUCUCCAUCACUCCCUUCCAGUAAGGUGGCUGAGACAGACAGCAAGUAAAAGCAGAUCCAGCAUCAGAACAACUGUAGAAGCUGGUCCAUGCUUGGUGGAUAUCUGUUUGACGCAUCUUGCAUUACAUUUUUUUUUUAUUACUUUGUAUAAAGAAAGAAGAAAUAAACAUGGAAAAUGUUUUCUACAUAUUAAAAACACUUUGCUGCAGAUUAGACAUUUUAGUGUAUUUCUGGUUAAAUGUAAAAUUGCAUUUCAUUUAGCCCUGUAUAAUUUCCAAACAGUUGUGGUGGUAUUGACUUCUUACAAUGGCCCAUUGCUUUUCUGUACAUUGUUUUGGGAGGGUGAUUCUACACCCUCCAAACUUUGAUGCGAACAAAAUCAACAUUGUUUUUCUAGUUUUAGCAGUAUCCAUUGCUGUGUAAAAGGUAAUUUUUUACACGCCAUCUUUCUAAAUUACUCAAAGAAGCCUGUUAGAAUAAUACCAAUAAUAAAAUGCAAUCACCUUUGAUUAUGGCUUAUUUCUGGGUCUUUUUGUGUUGCGUUGUUGAAUCGGUUAUUAAGGACAUGAAAUGCAACAUCAAAAUAUUGGCAGAUUUGACAGUGAUUUGUCAAAUGUUACAUUUGGCUUUGUCUAGACCUCCGAUUCCUUUAGUUGUAUUUUGUUAUUUGCCAGAGAAACCAUUUUACUGUUUGGAACAAUUAGAUAUUGCUGGGAUGUGCUGAGGUAUUUAUUUUGAUCGUACUGAUUUCCACUCAACAGAUUCAAUAGAGUUGUCCGACUGUUGUAUAUAAUUGUAAUGUUCAGCAAGCACUCUUACCUUACUCUUACAGAAUCGACUUGUUUAGGCCUACUUUUCCUCUACGGGGUUUCAUGUAAUGCCAAUUAUAACCAUCUUUUUAAUUUCAUAAAAAAAUGUGCAACAUGUUGCCAUUGCCACCACAAAUAAAGACAUUUUUAAAUGGUGAAA
Nerophis ophidion (straightnose pipefish) is the source of this 1866-nucleotide messenger RNA. RefSeq names its product ER lumen protein-retaining receptor 2. Gene Ontology annotation, biological process: protein retention in ER lumen; endoplasmic reticulum to Golgi vesicle-mediated transport. The transcript is spliced from 5 exons. Lineage: Eukaryota; Metazoa; Chordata; Actinopteri; Syngnathiformes; Syngnathidae. The record is from RefSeq and is a predicted model, not a curated record. Bases 187 to 825 code for a protein of 212 amino acids. Gene Ontology annotation, cellular component: cis-Golgi network; membrane; endoplasmic reticulum. Gene Ontology annotation, molecular function: ER lumen protein retrieval receptor activity.